AUGAUUUCACUAAUUAUCAAUCCUUGCAGAUCAUCAAGUGUUGUUAGACACACUUCACAAUUGAUUUUAAAAUCAUCAUUACUGACAAUUACCAAUCAUAAUAAACAUCUUCUUCACUUUCAACAACCCUUAUCUGGAAUUUCAAAAAUCAUCACUCGACACAAUACCACUUCAACAUCAGCAUCAUUGCCAAAUCCAAUAGAUAAAGAAUUAUUACUUCAAUUCACUUGUAAUAUUUGUAAUAAUCGUUCUAGUCAUAAUAUAUCUAAACAAGCUUAUGAUCAUGGUACAGUUGUUGUACAAUGUCCAUCAUGUAAAUCUCGUCAUUUAAUAUCGGAUAAUUUAGGAUUUAUGGAAUAUAAUAAAAAAUUCAAUUUAGCUGAUUAUUUAAAACAGCAUCAUGGUCAAUCUAUUGAAACUGAUCCUAAUAAUACUGUUUUACAAUUUAAUGAUAUUCCUGAAUCUUUGAAACAAAAAUUGAAAGCUACCACCGAAGAUGGUGAUUCAUCAACAAUUGAAGAAUUAGAUUUACCUGAACCAAAAGAUAAGAAAUAA
Molecule: messenger RNA, 555 nt
Organism: Candida albicans SC5314
Lineage: Eukaryota; Fungi; Ascomycota; Pichiomycetes; Serinales; Debaryomycetaceae
Exons: 1
Coding region: 1-555 (184 amino acids)
Biological process (GO): protein folding; protein import into mitochondrial matrix; protein stabilization
Cellular component (GO): mitochondrion
Molecular function (GO): zinc ion binding; protein-folding chaperone binding
Source: RefSeq, a predicted model, not a curated record